CAGCCCUCGGGCACUGCAGGGGCUGGAGGCGCUGGGACAAGGAAUUUCCAUUCACUGGUUGCCCUUUUGCAGUAUCUCAGGGCGGUUCUUUCCCCGGGGCGAGUCCAGAGCUGUCAUGGAAAGCUAGGCCAGGGGGUAUAUCACAUGGAAGCACAGGCAGCAGAGGCAGGUAGCUCUCGGUGGCCCUGAGUCAGCAAGAGCUACCAGCUUGUUGGACUGAGCCCUGGGUUGAACAUGAAGGUCUUCUCCUUGGCCCUGCUCACCCUGCUGCUGGUAGCUCUCUGGACUGGAAGCCAGGGUGUAUCCUUCCGCAGCCCCUAUAGUGCUUGCUGCUACAAGGACAUGUUCAUCCGGCAGAAAAUCCCUGCCCUCCUCAUCAAGAGCUACCAGAAGACACCUUCCCACUGCUCCCGCAAGGCCGUGCGCGUGGAGCUGCUGAAGGGGAAGAAGUUCUGUGUGGACCCGAAAGAGGACUGGUUCCGGCAGUACCAGCGGCAGAAGGAGUCAACCCGCACCUCCACGUGAAGCUGCCUUCCCCAUAAGCUUUAUUUAUUUGCAUCCCAUAGUUAUCUGUAUGUUCUUGUUAAGAUAUG
Messenger RNA from Strigops habroptila (Kakapo), 593 nucleotides. Its product is annotated as C-C motif chemokine 13-like. Gene Ontology annotation, cellular component: extracellular region. The transcript has 3 exons. Gene Ontology annotation, molecular function: CCR chemokine receptor binding; chemokine activity. Bases 235 to 525 code for a protein of 96 amino acids. The record is from RefSeq and is a predicted model, not a curated record. Lineage: Eukaryota; Metazoa; Chordata; Aves; Psittaciformes; Psittacidae. Gene Ontology annotation, biological process: positive regulation of GTPase activity; cellular response to interleukin-1; positive regulation of ERK1 and ERK2 cascade.